This is a messenger RNA of Anarrhichthys ocellatus (wolf-eel), 1790 nucleotides long. RefSeq names its product clusterin-like protein 1. The transcript is spliced from 8 exons. Gene Ontology annotation, molecular function: misfolded protein binding. The coding region runs from base 66 to 1490 and encodes 474 amino acids. The record is from RefSeq and is a predicted model, not a curated record. Lineage: Eukaryota; Metazoa; Chordata; Actinopteri; Perciformes; Anarhichadidae. Gene Ontology annotation, cellular component: nucleus.
ACCUGCUGCUUUUGUUCUGGAGUCUGGUGUUUUCCUCACAGCAUUUACAAAGAGCUCAAGACAGGAUGAGGAGGCUGCUUGUUCAAAUCCUUUGCAUCACCAAAGUCCUGCUCUGUGCGGCCGACUCUCCUCCGCUGAGCGAGGACACGCUGAAAAAGCUGUCUGCAGCAGGAGAGCAGUGCGUGGAUGAGGAAAUAAAGCGGGCGUUACUCGGAGUGAAGCAGGUGAAGGAAACGAUGGAGAAAAAAGAGGAGAGGCACCGACAUCUCAUGGAGGCCCUGAGACACAGCAGGGACAAGAAGAAGGGGGCGAUGCAGCUGGUCUGGGAAACAGAGCAGAAACUAGAGGAGGCUGAGCAGCAGUGUCAAUAUUUAACCAAAUCCUCCUUUGAAGAAUGUCAGCCAUGUCUUGAAGAUACUUGCAAGGCCUUCUACACGUCUACAUGUCGCCGCGGCUUCGCCUCCUUCUCAUUCAAGGUGGAGGAGUUUUUCAGGAGAAUGGCCGCCCAGCUGGAGGCCGAGGAGCAUGUUUACAAUCAAAACGAGGAGAGAGUGGGUCACACCGACUCACCCGAGAACCAGCUCCCAGAGGACGGUGCAGAUCUGGAGCUUCUGCAGGCCGACGCGUCGUUCGGCCGGCUGCUGUCGAACACCAGCCUCCUGUACGGCCGCAGCACCGCGCUGGUGAAAAGGAUGCAACAGGUGUUCGGGCAUUCCUUCCUGGCGGCCUUCACCGCAGAUGUCCGACCCAGCCCGCUGUCUUCCAUGCAGGGCAGCUCCGGCGCUGGCUUCUUCGGGACGUUGGGUCUGGAUCACAUCCUCGAGUCUGUAUCUGACUUCGGGAGGAAUGUGCUGGAUGAACUGAGCUCCACAGUGGCCGAUGUAUUUGAGGAGAUACAAGAAGCAGAGAUAUACUUUCAGCAACCAAGCACAGGUACAGCAGCCCUGUCUGCUGUGGGACAGCCACAGAGCAGACAUCUGUGCAGACGACUGCGCAGACAAGCAUCAGAGUGCUGGCAGCUCCAAAGUUUGUGCGAGACGUGUGAAGAUUAUCUGUUAAAAGAGUGUCCCGGCGUCCAGCAGUUACACUCUGAGACGGAGGAGAUGCACAUGCUGCUCAACGCCUCCCGUCAGCAGUACGACGACAGGCUGCAGCUGGUCCAGAGACACACAGCGGACACGCAGAGAUGGCUCGGAGACAUGGAGGACAAGUACGGCUGGGUCGGCCGGCUGUCCAACAGCACCGUGGGCCCACGCGGCACCUUCAGUGUGAUCACAGUGACUGCACAGCAGCAGCAGCUGAAGACCAUGAGACCUAAAGCUGAGAGCAGUGUGGUUGUAACCGUACUGGACUCAGGACCAGUAACCGUCUCCGUCCCCUCAGAGCUGGAGGUGGACGACCCCGUUUUUAUCCAGUAUGUAGCUCAGGAGGCUCUGGCACUCCAUAAACAGCAGAUAAGAGGUAUUGAUCCCUGCAGUGUUGUGGCUUAGUUAAUUAUCUGGCUCCCAGCUUCAGCUGGCAGAGCUCCAACUUCAAUUUGAGUAAAAUUAAAUGUGAUCGUUUGAAACCGCCAACUUUACACCAUGACAAAUCUCAUGUGCAUUUCUUCAAAUGCAAUCUUCUCCUGAAAGCCACAAUGCAAAUGAUAUUAUAUGUUAUAAUCCAAAAUGAUGAGGUAACUAAGAAACGAUCGUAAAUUGAAUCCUUCACUGGCUUUCUAUUAAAAGAUAAAAUGUACCCUGUGCAAUGCAGCAUUGUUAUUUAGAGCCAUGGAAAUAUUUAAGCUUUUG